AUGUCUUAUACCACAUUGGCCCAGCAGGGUCUCGCCGCCGCCGAAGCCCGCAACUGGGACGAAGCGAUCGAUAAGCUCACAACCGCUCUCGAAACCUCCAAGAACCCCCAGUGGCUCAUAGCUCGAUCGAAAGCCCUCAUUCACCAUAAAAAGUUCCAUGAGGCACUUAACGACGCCAACCUCGCUUGGCACUCAGCGUAUGACCGUAGCAAGCGACCGCUGCUCGUUGAAGCCCACUAUCGACGUGCUGUCGCCUACUUCCGUCUUGGACAAUAUGCCAACGCCGAUGCAUGCUGCGUUUACGCCAUGCGUCUAAUCAAAAAUCUUCCUGCUAUCGAAAAAGAAGACCCAGCCAAGGCCAAAUGUGACGAGAAUGGUUUCUACAAGGUAGCCUUGAAAGAUGCACAAGAAGAGUCGGCGAUAGAUGAAAUAAACAGGAACAAGGGCCCCUCACUCCAACAAGCGGAGCCAGCUAAUUGGAAAGACUGGCGUAUAGCCAGCACUUUGCGUAUGCAAAUCCUAUUUGCUAUGGAGAAACUUCCCGAGGAUGACCCUGCCCGCAAGCUCACCACAAGUGUCAAGCCUGAGUUAAAAGAGUUGGCAGGUUUGGCGGAUUUGGGAAUAACCGACAACAAAACCCCUUCUACUACUCAAACUACUGCUAAGCCCGCCGUGGUCGAUGAUUCUCCUCCGCGAAUUCAGGAAUUCCAGAACAGUGACACCAUGUCAGUGUCCAUUUUCUCCAAGAAAGUUAACAAAGACAAACUUCAAGUUGUAUUCAAGGACGAGUUUGUUUCUCUUGAUUCUGUCGUUUGGCCCGAUGGCUCCGAGAGAUGCCUAAGCUUCCACACAUGGGGUCCUAUCAAUACCGAUACUUCCACAUGCAGGGUCACUCCCAACAAGGUUGAGCUUACACUCAAAAAGAAAAGUCCUGGCAUGUGGAAGCAGCUGAAGAAGGAUGAGGACAACAAUACAACAUCCUCCAGCGCUCCCAAUGAGGAAACCGAGAAGCUCAAGCUUCUCAAAGAAGCUCGCAAGAAAGCCAUGGAUGCCGCUGAUGCCUCAGACGAGGCGACUCCUACCGUUCAGAAGGAUGAAACAACCAUUAUCGGUGACAAGGGAAAGGGAAAGGCCUCCUCCAAACAUCCUGCGUCUACCAAGACCGAAAAGAAGAACUGGGACAAUAUUGGCGACGAUAUUGACUCCGACGAAGAGAAGGAUGUCAACGUCUUCUUCAAGAAGCUUUUCAAGGGUGCUACUCCUGAGCAACAGCGAGCCAUGAUGAAGAGUUUCACUGAGAGCAACGGUACCAGUCUCAGCACUGAUUGGGAUGAUGUCAAAGACCGAAAGGUCGAGACCGUCCCACCCGAGGGUGUUGAAGCCAAGAAGUGGUAA
This is a messenger RNA of Fusarium poae, 1395 nucleotides long. RefSeq lists its product as uncharacterized. The coding region runs from base 1 to 1395 and encodes 464 amino acids. Gene Ontology annotation, biological process: protein stabilization. Gene Ontology annotation, molecular function: protein-folding chaperone binding. The record is from RefSeq and is a predicted model, not a curated record. The transcript has 2 exons. Lineage: Eukaryota; Fungi; Ascomycota; Sordariomycetes; Hypocreales; Nectriaceae.